GAGCAGCAAGUAGAAUCAGAAUGGCUUUUAUUCUUGUGCUGUUCACUUUGCUGUCACUGGCUGCUGCAGAGACAGAUCGCUACGGGAACAUAAUGAAAUCAAUGCCUCGUCUUCUACAACAGAGUGCGAAUGUUAACAAGGUUUCCCUUCCCAAUGAUCUAGAUAUGGGACAGCUGUAUGUUAAGUUGUUAAAGGAGGAAAAUCUGAGCAGGUUUUCUGCAGGACGAAAUAUAUCAUCAGAAUGUUUAAACCAUCUUAACAUGACAGUACAGGCAUUGCUACAACGACAAGUCUGGGCUUUACAGUUUUUGGAUGCCACAGGAAAGUUGUCAUCAGGAUUCUUGCAAGGUAAUAUUUUCUGGUUGGGCAGAUUUGAGGAGUGUUUGAACACCACUGCAACUGUGUUUGUUGGACCAAACAAUACCACACCUACUCAUCCAUUCAAAGGAAAAUACUGCAAAGUGGGGAUACCUCUAGGACCUACACAGCCACCUGCUGCUGAACUUGGGGAGCCAGAUAUACCACUAGGGGAGUUACAGUUAGGAGUGUGUAUACCCAGCUCAUGUUCCAGAGAAGAUACCCUCACCCUUAUUAAUUCAACUUUAGCACUUGCUUCAAGUGCUGUACCACUUGGAAACAGCAGUUUACAAGCAAAUGUUGCGAUAUGCCACCAGGAGAACUUGAAAUUGGACACUAGAGCUGUUGUCUCUAUAACAAUCCUCAGUUUUCUUGGAUUUCUUGUUGUUGUUGGCACAGUUUAUGAUGUGUUUGUUAUCCACCGGUUCCAUGCUUCACCAGAAUUUGAUGACUUGGAAACAGAUGAAACCGAGCCGCUUGUUCUUGGUUCGCAAAAUAACAGUUCUAGUAGAAAUAUUAAAUACCGUGGAUAUAACAGCAUCCACACGGAGAACGAGAGUCAGCAUGAUGCAGAGAAAAAACAUAUUCAGGAAGAAGAUGAAAUUGGUACAUUGGAACUUGGGUUAGGUGGAAAGGUUCUGCAGGCAUUCUCCCUGUAUACAAAUGGUUCCAAACUGCUCAGUACACACACUGGUGCAGGGACAUUAGGGGCUGUGAAUGGGAUCAGAUUCAUCAGUAUGUCUUGGGUCAUUCUGGGACAUUCUUAUGCUUUCUGUGCCAUGAUUGCUAAGAAUAUUUAUCCAUUUAUAAUGGGACAUGUAAAACAGUUCAGCUUCAUGACAAUUUUGAAUGCUACAGUUGCCGUGGAUACUUUCUUCUUGCUAAGUGGUUUGUUGGUAGCAUACCUGUCACUUAAGGAGAUGAAAAAAGUUGGUGGAGCACGGAAGUUCAAGUGGGGCAUGUUUUACUUCCACAGAUUCUGGAGAUUAACACCAACAUAUGGCCUCAUCAUGUUACUGUAUAUACCACUGAUGAGAUAUAUGUCUUCUGGACCUUUCUGGCAACAAAAUGGAACAGAAAAGGACUUUUGUGAGAACAAUUUCUGGAUGAAUUUACUUUACAUCAACAAUCUGUGGCAUUCAAGAGACACUUGUAUGCUGUGGAGCUGGUAUAUGGCCAAUGAUAUGCAGUUUUAUAUUGUUAGUCCAUUGUUGCUUAUUCCAUUAUACUUUUCCAGUGUGUUUGGUGGUUUAGUGUGUUUUGCAUUUCUGAUUGGAAGCUUCACAGUGACUGGUAUACUAUCUAGUCAGAAUGACUUUCCCAUGGAUAUUCUUGGAACAGGAGGCGAACCCACGAAUGCUGCAAAGUAUUUUGAUGAUAUUUACACAAAGCCUUAUUGUCGCAUCGGACCAUAUGUCAUUGGGAUGAUAUUUGGGUACAUUCUUUACAAGACAGACUGCAAGAAGCGUAUAACAAGGUUCCAAAAUUUGUUGGGAUGGUUCCUUGCUGCAGUGUGUUGUCUGUCAACACUGUAUGGAAACUUUGACAGUGUUCGUGGCAAACAUAUACCGAGCAAGGAAGAGUCUGCCCUUCACAAUGCAGUAAACCCGUCUGUGUGGGCGCUAGGUGUAGGCUGGGUGGUGUAUGCUUGUGCUACAGGUUAUGGAGGGAUUAUAAAUUCGUUCUUAUCCUGGAAGCUGUUUGUCCCACUGAGCCGACUGACAUAUAUAUCAUACCUGAUACAUCCAGUGAUCAUGGAGAUAUAUUACAACUCAAAACGAGAUCCUUUGUAUAUCACAGACUUUGAUGUGGUUUAUUUCUUCUUAGGUCAUCUUGUGCUGGCAAAUGCAGCGGCAUUUGUGUUGUCCCUGGUGUUUGAGUCUCCAUUCAUGAGUCUUGAGAAAGCCGUCUUCCGUAGAGCGAAAAGACAUUAGAUCAUUAUAAGACAGGUGUCCAAAAAAAAAAAAAUGUGACUGUUUCCUUUUUAUAAUACAAAUAUACUGUUUUCUCUAUGUUUGCAUGUGGUGAAAUAUUCAUCUCAGAAUGCUUUAAUCAAACAAAUGAGUGGAAUGUAAUUCAAGGAAUUUGUAACAUAAGUUUGUUUAACCCUUAUCAUGCUGGACAUGAUUGAUUCUGCCUUUGUGACCAGUGUAGAUCAUGAUCAGCCUGCACAUCUGUGCAGUCUGAUCAUGACCUGCACUAUUCGCCAUUCAGUAUCUUUUUGGUAAGCACCUCUUUUAACAAUUAAUGGUACUGCCCAAGUUGAAAGAUGGACAAAUUCGUUAUAGAAAUUUAGCAGGAUAAGGGUUAAGUAUUUUAGUUUUAUAAAACGUGUUGUAAAUUUAUAUGUUUUCAAGAGUAAUACUCAAGAACUUUAUCAGGUUUUAUUAACGCUUAUGGCUUGCCAGUAAAUAGUCCAAAUGGUUAACUCUCAGUCCUUACGACCUCCGGCAGGAGUUUUGACUAUUGACUGGCAAGCCAUUUAAUAAGUGUUUUAUUACAUGACAUCAGAUAUAAUUUUUUUUUUUGACCUUACCUCAGCAACAUUUAAUGUUGAACUAUCAACUGGUCAGAAGUGCAAAAUAUCGACCUGUGAUUUAUAUGAGUUGUCAUGUUGUAAUAUUUCUUGUUGCCAGUACUAUUUUAAUGACUUAAAACAACAUUUUUUUUCAAUCUUCAUUCCUUUUAGUUUUAAAUUAAGCUUUUAAACCCAUUUUAGUUUAGUUAGAUGACUUUAAUUUGAGCAUAUUUUGGCUGAGAAUGAAUUUAUUUUUCAGAUGCAUACAGUAAGCACUAAGUUUUUUUUUUACUCGCUUACCUUAAAAUAACUGCUAUUUGAAAGAAAUUAAGUCCUGUCAAGAGUCCUUCUUAUAGUUUGUAUUUUCCCUUUUUUAAAUCUGAUUCUUUUAACUGUGACUUUGAUUGUGUCAUAGCAUAUUAGAAGUGCCAUCAGUCAGGUUCCCUUUUUUUGAAGUCUUGACAAGUUUUUUCUUGUGUUAUAAAGUAGAAAUAAGACCAGCAAAGAUACUGUGAAAUCAGUUAUAUUCAUAGGAUACUUCAAGGUUGCAUCAUUCCAUGGAAUUAAAUCCUGAUGGUAAACCCUUAUCAUGCUGGACAUGGUUGAUUCUGUCUUUGCGACCAGUGUAGAUCAUGAUCAGCCUGCACAUCCAUGCAGUCUGAUCAUGACAUGCACUGUUUGCUAUUCAGUCAGUAUCUUUUUGGUCAGCACCCCUUUCAGCAGUUAAUGGUACUGUCCAAAUUGAAAAAUGGACAAGUUCAUUAUAGAAAUUUAGCAGGCUAAGGAUUAAAAUUUGAAAUCCAUAAAUUCAUGUUUCAACACAAUACCGGUACUUGUUUUUGUCAAAACGAAGUUGAAUUAUUUCACAGUAAAUGGCAGUACAGGAUUUGUUUUUGGAUUACAGAUAUUCGUAAGAAAGAAAUUUUAUAUGUAUGAAUGUUGUAUUUUAAUGUCUAAAUUACUCUUUAUUUGUCUGUGUUUGUAACAGAUACUGGUAUGCUUGAAAUAUAAAAAGUAUAGAUAUGUACACCACCCCACAUUAUAAUAAGAUCUACUGUAGAUAAUUACAGUUGAAACUUGAUAUCUCGAGCAUGCUGAUCACAAAAUUCUGGCUAUCUCUAAGAUAUUUUCAAGUCCUGUCCGGAAAUCAUGUGCACAAAAUAUCAUUUUAAGUCAAAUUUAGGUUUCAUUGAAGUAAAAGGCUCAAUUUCUUGGAAUUUGAGAUACCCAGUUUCAUCUGUAAUUGCAAUUUUUGUUUGUUUCUGAUAUCUCAUUUCUCUCCAAUUUUUCUUAAUUUCUUUGAGGAAGCUUUGAUCUCUGUUUUUGGUAAUUGUCUUUAUCGCUUUAAAGAUCUGUGGACUUUAUCUCAUGGUUGUAAGAAUCAGAGUGACUUGUGAUCUACUCCCGGUAAAUUGUGCAACAUAAAAUGUUCACAAUACAUAUGAAAACAAGCUUCUUCUUCAUCUGACUAAUGAUUGAUAAUUAAACAUUCCCUUUUUGAGUUUAUUUUUGACAGUAUUUAGUAUUUUUGUGCAUGUAGUUGCAGCAUUCCACAUAUUAUACUCCUAUAAUUAUUCCAUACACUUGGAAUAGAUAGCCUGCUUUAAGGCUAGUUCUGGUUUUAAUUUUGUGUUGGUACAUCAGCCAGUAGAAUAUUUAUUACAUAUUCUGGUAUCUAUUUGAUUAAUAUAGAUCUGUGUAUAUUUGUAACAGCUGUUUUAAAUAUUUUGAUCUCUUCUUUACAAAAUACAGGGGAACUACUGCAGGGCUAUGUCGUAGACUGGUCUGAUACUUAUUAAUUGUAAAAAGGUAGUUGCUCUGGAGGGAUUAUAAAACUGAGUUUGGAGACCAGUCUCAAUAUUCAACUUGUCAUUGGUCCAUUUCAAGACAGCUCAAAAUCCACCAAUCAGUUGCUAGAUAUUUUAGACUGGUCUCUAAUUUCACUUUUAUAACCUCGAUCCUGGUCUUCUAGGAAAGAAUGUGCAGAAAUGUUGUCGAAAAGUGAUUGUGUUGUACUACCUGUAUUUAACCAGUAUCAUUGAUAAUGUUGUGAAUAUUGUUGUUUCUUUAUAUAAAAAAAUUCAUGUCUGCAUAACUGUAUUGUAAAUUGAAAGCUUUUGUGACAUGAUGAUAUUUUUCCAUACUGAUGCUGGAGCAGGCAGUGUUUUACUGUAUUACAGUUGUGUUUGAACCAGUCAACAAAAUUGGAUCCGCUUGAAUAAUAAAAUUACCAUUUUAUUGUUAAUCCCCCACCGUGGCGGAGGGAUUAUAGGAAUGGUCUGCAUCCGUCCGUCCUUCCGUCUUUCCGUCCUUCCGUCCAUCCGUCCUUCCGUCCGUAACAAAAUCGUGUCCGGUCCAUAUCUCCUAAACCUCUUGAAGGAUUUUCAUGAAACUUGGGUCAAAUGAUCACCUCAUCAAGACGAUGUGCAGAACCCAUGAGUCAGCCUUUUGGGUUAAGGUCAAGGUCACAACUCAAGGUCAAAGGUUUGAGCCUACCAUUUUGUGUCCGCUCUAUAUCUUCUAAACUCCUUGAAGGAUUCUCAUGAAACUUGGGUCAAAUGAUCACCUCAUCAAGACGAUGUGCAGAAUCCAUGGGUCAGCUUUGUCGGUUCAAGGUCAAGAUCACAACUCGAGGUCAAAGGUUUGAGCCUUCCAUUUUCUGUCCGCUCUAUAUCUCCUAAACCCCUUGAAGGAAUUUUAUCAAACUUAGGUCAAAUGAUCACCUCAUCUAGACGAUAUGCAGAACCCAUGAGUCAGUCAUGCCGGCUCAAGGUCAAGGUCACAACUUAAGGUCAAAGGUUUGAGCCUUCCAUUUCGUGUCCGCUCUAUAUCUCCUAAACCCCUUGAAGGAAUUUUAUAAAACUUGGGUAAAAUGAUUACCUUAUCAAAACGAUGUGUAGAAAUUAUGAGGCAACCAUGCCAGCUCAAGGUCAAGGUCACAACUAAGGGUCGAAGGUUUGAGCCUUCCAUUUUGUGUCCACUCUGUAUCUCCUAAACCCCUUGAAGGAUUUUCAUCAAACUUGGGUCAAAUGAUCACCUCAUCAAGAACUGAUGAGUCAGCCAUGUCAACUCAAGGUCAAGAUCACAACUGAAGGUCAAAGGUUUAGCUCUGUAUCUCCUAAACCCCUUGAAGGAUUUUCAUGAAACUUAGGUCAAAUGAUCACCUCAUCAAGACGUUGUGCAGAAUUCAUGAGUCAGCCAUGUCAGUUCAAGGUCAAGGUCACAGCUAAAAUCAAAGGUUUACCCUUUCACUAUCCAUAGCAGUGGCGGGGGAUUUAGCUGUCUUUCAGACUGCCUUGUUAAUUUGAAAUCCCAAACAUUAACGUCCAUUUUUCGGCAAAACCAUAGAUUUUAUGGUCACAGAAUUAAAUGAUUUUACAGUACCGUGUCUGUUGAAAAAAUUUUAAUUGAUUAUAAUAAAUCUUUUUAUUUGGAUAUUUACAUUUUAUUUAGUGAAUAUAAAUACUAUUGCUAAUUUAUUUACAUGUUUGUUGAAAUUUGUGGCACAGUUUUAAUAUUUUUCCGACAUUUUUAUUUGUAUGGUAUUAUUGUAGGUAAGGUUGUAAAUUUUGCUUUGAACGUUAUUCUUUAUAGUUCAUUUUUAGCUCGACUAUUCGAAGAAUAGGGGAGCUAUCCUACUUGCCCCGGCAUUGGCGUGAGCAUGAGCGUCACACAAAUGUUAAAGUUUGUGUACCACCCCAAAUAUUUUUAAAGUCCAUUGAGGUAUUGGAUAAACGAAAUGGCUUGAGAUAUUGCUUUGAUAUUUUGCAUAUCAGUUUACCAUCAUGACCCCAGUCUGUAAAAAGGAGGAGGCAACUCUUAUCAAGCAUUUUGACUGAAUUAUAGCCCCUUUUCGACGUAGAAUGUGCUUAUUGUAAUGUUAAAGUUUGCGUACCACCCCAAAUAUUUUCAAAGUCCAUUGCGAUAUUGCUUUCAUAUUUUGCAUACUUGUUUACCAUCAUAACCCCAGUCUGUAAAAAGGAGGAAGCAACUCUGUCAAGCAUUUUGACUAAAUUAUGGCCCCUUUUCGACUUAGAAUAUGCUUAUUGUAAUGUUAAAGUUUUACUCAUAGCUUAUAUUAUACUAUCAAGCACUGAGAAUAGUUGAGCACGCUGUCCACUGACAGCUCUUGUUAGUAUUUACAGUGCAUAAAUUUUCAGUAGUUUUUAUUCGCAGAUUUCUACCUCUUAUCAUACAUUUCAAUCAAAUGUGAUUUAUAGGCAUUUGAAAGUUGCUCAAAAAUAGUUUCUUCUGGUAAUAUCGAUGUAAAGCAAUAUGGAAUAUGUAAUACAAGUAAAUAUAAAAUUCCUAUAUGACUUUAAUAUAUAUGGUUCAUGUCUUUACAUAUAUAUUUAUACUGUUAUUAAUUAUUCAUAUGAUUGUGUGUUUCCAUAAUGGCCAUAUGACAGGUCAAUGGUAAGUUAUUCCAGAGAACUACAAAAAUAGAUAUUUCAUUUUUAUUAAGUAUUUACUAUACUUCUUAGGUUGUACUGACCCUCCAUAGGCUGUAGACUAAGUGUGAGUAGGACACAUCGGGAUGAUCUUUUAAUGGACCAUUCUGGAAACAUAUAUGGAACUCCUGUCAUUAAACCACUCUCACUAACCAAGAAGUGAUUUACCCAGCCUUUUUAUACGAGAAUAGUCCAUUACUUGGAACUAAACAUGACUUACUGGAUAUUUUUUAUGUGUCAUAGUCUAUUUAGUGUAUACUUAUUUAUUUUAACGCAGUGGUGAUGAAAGCUGCAAGCUUAUUUGAACCACUUUCAAGUCUACAUUCUGGAAAAACCUGUGCCAUAUGAGGUGUGGUUGUGACCACAGUGGGGCUCAAACCCAUGACUCUUGGGUUGUGCAGCCAGCACCUUAACCACUACACCUCAGCUUUUCUGCAUAACCUUCAGAAAAGUGCUGUGACAUUUUGUUGCAUUAUAUGAUGUAGGUUGGUCACAUGACACAAGGAGACUGUUGUAACUGUGUUAGUAUUCCUGUGAUAUUUUGUAGCAGUGCUGUAAAAAUUAGCACACUUUACUUUUUUUAAAAUAUCUGAGGAAGUCAUAUCUCUCAAGUAAUAUGAAUGUUAAACAAUGCAUACCAUAAUAGAUUUAUUGUAAUGAAGUUUACUUCAUUAGUCCUAGCUUUUGACUGUAAAUAUGUUGUUACAUACCAUCCUUAUAAUCAGAUACACAUAAAAUACAUAGUCUUAUUCAAAAUAACUUUGGGAUGUUGUUUUAUUUGCAAAGUUGGAAUAGCUUAACUGGGUAUAGAUGACUAUUUCUUGAUUUAGUAUUUUGCAGUUCAUUGAUAAUCUUUCAUUAGUUCUUAUGACUACAUUUUAUCAAGAAUAUAAUAGGGUUAUUAUAACUGUAGCUUGAUCUGGGAUGCAGUAUUCUGCUCGAGUGGAUUUUGCCAGAUCGGAUCUCACGAGGCGCGCAAGCGCCGAGUGUGAUCCAACCUUGCAAAAUCCAUGAGUCCCAGAUCUAGCUACUGUUUUAAUGACCCUUUUAUUAUAUACCUUUACCAUUUUGAUUCUUGUUUUGUUCUUGAACGAAAUCUUCAAUGUUUAUCGAUAUUAAAUGGAACUUAGUGAAGUUUUUAUGUGCGCUAUUUAUAGAAAUGUGUCGGAUCAUGCAUAUUAAUGAAAAUAGUCUGGCAGCAUACAAUACGGAAGGUACAAUACGGAAUUUAAAAGGUACAAUACGGAAUUUUUGUCUGUCUGUUCAUACUUAAUUGUGAAAUACAAGCCGAUUUUUUACAGAAUUUAUAUAGGUAUAUAAUAAUAUAUUGUAUUUAUCACAGAAAGGUAGUAUGUUGUAUGUGUUUAGUUUCAAAUGUCAAAUGUUGACAAUAUGUUUUAGAUCUGUGUAGAUAGAAAUGUUUUGAUAAUAUGUAAUCAGAUAUGAUUUGAUUUACUUGUUUGUACAUUUUCAUGUUACAGUUAAACAUUCAAGAAUGAAGUAGGGGCAUAUCAUUUUCAAAACAUUUUAAAUGUUUUUGCUUUUAUGUGAUAUAUUAAUGUAUAAAAGUUUAAUUUUAAUUCAUUGUUAAAAGUUUGUAGAAUAGAGGCCCCCAAAAGGCAUAUCCUUAAUUAGUUCAACAAGCAAAUGCAUGCUUUCUGUAUCUAAGAUAACUAUGCCGAUUGGACCUUUUCUGUUUCCUGCAAACUGUAAAAUGUAUAUUUUCGAAAUUAUAUAAUAAUCAGAAUUUGCAAUAGUUUUAUGUUAAAAUAUAUAUCAGAUUUUUUACUUAUCUUAACAAUUUUACAAAUAUUUUAAGGUAGUCUCAAACUAAUUACAUUAUAACUAAAAUCUUAUAUAGAUAUCUGAGUAGUAUUAAAUUUCAUUUUAAAUAUGGAAGAGUGAAAAAGACAUAUUCUGUGUUGGAUUAGCAGAGUUAAAUCUUAGAAUAAAUCAAAACAUUGAAUAUACUGGUAUUCAUUUUAUUUAUCUUGAUGUUUCUACAUUUAUAACAAAGACUUUUCAGAAUUUCUACAGUUCUUAAUGAUAAAUUUGAUGUUUUACAUUAUAUUAUCUUCUAAUGUUCCAAGAGGAAAAACAGUUAAUUACUACUAAGUAAUUUGUUUUGUUGUGAAAAUAAGUUCCUUUCAGCUUUCAGUGCACUUACAUUUUUAAUUUGUUUCCUAGAGGAUGGACGGUGAUAUUCUUCAAGAACCAUUGUUGAUAGUUGUGCCAAUUAAAUAAUAACCAUUGUUCUUUAUAGCAUAUAUUUUAGUAUUAUUUACUUAUGCAUACAAUAUUAGCUAUUGUUCUCAAGUUUUAAUAAACUUUAAACUCUGCAGAAA
This is a messenger RNA of Mercenaria mercenaria, 9671 nucleotides long. Its product is annotated as nose resistant to fluoxetine protein 6-like. The record is from RefSeq and is a predicted model, not a curated record. The coding region runs from base 21 to 2291 and encodes 756 amino acids. Gene Ontology annotation, molecular function: acyltransferase activity, transferring groups other than amino-acyl groups. The transcript has 16 exons. Lineage: Eukaryota; Metazoa; Mollusca; Bivalvia; Venerida; Veneridae.